CCCUUCACUCAAAUUCCAACAUUCGCACCCCGAUCGUGGUAUUCAAAUUUAGAGGAGUCCUACGGACAAAAUGAGACAGAUUUUCGGAAUACUCGGUCAAGGUCAUCGAGGAAUAUCCAGAGAGGACCAAAGUUUCGGAUUAUUUUGAAGACCGGUUUGGAUUAAUUACUCCUACUACAUUUUCGCCAGUUUGAAAUUGAAUCCAAUUUGAUUGAAUCACAGCAAAAGGAUUUAUUAUAAAUUCAAACAUGUAAUAAAUAAUUGAUUGGUGGUGAUUCUCAAUAUUGGGAUCUACAUUGUAUUAUAUGGUCACUGUGGAUACCUAAUAAUGUAAGGAAUAAUUGUGAUUUUCUACUCCUGUGAUUGGGAUUACGACAAAUGUGUGUGUAUUUUCCCAUACCAGGUGGAUAAUACUAGAGUAUUGAAGUUAUCACACAUGUGCAUCCAUUCUUAUGAUGCAAAGGGACAAAAAUACCGUGGGAGGUGGUACCAAUGUCAGCCGGUCCGGGGCAACUCCUGGGCGCCGACCCUUCCUCCCCGAUCAAGAUGGUCGGCAUAUGCUGAUCAAAAUUAGGGACACUUUACAUAAUCGUUUCAAAAGUGACGACUCUGGUAAGGAAAUGUCGCCUAACAUACCUUUAAAGCCGGAUAUCAACCAGAGUGGUUCUGGAACUCCUACAGGAGCCCCUAAUAAAAUCACAAGGAGCGUCUACCACCAGAUCGCUCUACAGAAUAUCAAAGAGCGCCUUCGUCCAUUUCAAAAUUCGCCAAAUUCGGAUGGAAGUGAACUCCAGCAGGGUAGUGCCAGUACAUCAUCUCAGGGUAGUGAAGAUGGAGACAGCAUUGGCAAGCACCUCAACGACGAAACCACACUCGAGUCUAUUGGAGGACACAAUGGCUACAUCAAGAUUGACAAGUCACAACUUGUACAGAACCGUAAAUCGAGUAUUGAAAUGCCAAUGCACAAUGGCUUCACAGACAGUACAAGUGAAAGGUCUGAUAGCCCGCAGUGUUCACUUCCAAGUCGGACGUUACCCAACGAUACAUCUGUGGUAAAUGUAACGCCUGUAACCAAUGGCGAUCAGAUUCCCCCACCGGUGCCACCACGAAUACCAAUAGUGUCAAGUAGUUCCGCAUUGGGAGUUAACCAAACCACGCCAAUGAGCAAACAUCAGAUAAUGAUGGAAGCCUCACAAAUAAACAACCACCAUCACAUGGUCAACCAACAACUGCCAUCACGGCAGUUAAAUAUGAUUCCGUCGCCCGACAUGCAGCAAAUAAUUCCGGGACAACCACAUAUCAAACACAGCACCAAGUUAAAUCAACUACACCAUCACCAGCAGCAGCAGGCGCAGGGCCUCACACAUGCGGGACAGGUCACACCACAACGCAGGAGUCCUGUCAACAGUCUGGGCCAGCCCGUCAUUGUACAGAGACCUUCAGGACAGUUGGUGACAAUAUCGAACCAAAGUGGGAGGGGCUCUGGUAGUCAAGGGCAGAUAACUAUCCGUUAUUCCAAACCACCGCCACCGUAUAGUCAACAUCCAGUGAGUAGGUCACCAGUAGUGAACAUAUCAGGUCCAGGUCACACGGAACAGUCACACCUUAUUUCAUCCACAGUUCCUCCAGUGUAUCGUCCUACUCCAAGAUAUGAAACUCAGAUCACUGUUAAUAACACAGUACCAGGUUCACUCACUGGAUCUGAUAAUGUUCUCAAAAAGACUGCUGUUUCUCCAGCACAAUCAAUGGCGUACUGUACUAAACCAGAAAUUGUGUCGGAGACAGUAAAGAGUAAAAAAGUGACUAAGCCAAAGCCUAUGACGGCUACGAUACCCAUGUCCCCAGCCCAGUCAUCGGGGCCUAACUACGUUUCUCAUUCACAGGGCACCAGCUAUGUGACAUCUCAGUCAUCGGGCCCAAACUACGUCACCGCACAGUCACGUGGCACAAACUUUGUUUCACAGUCACCUGGUUCAAAUUACGUGACAUCACAGUCACCUGGUACAAAUUAUGUAGGAUCACAGUCACCUGGUACAAAUUACUUGACAUCACAGUCACCUGGUACAAAUUAUGUGUCUUCUUAUGAAGCAAAAGUAGGAAUGCCAAAUCCUCGACCUCCAACUCCUGAAGUUCAGAUAAAAAUCAAACAUCAACCACAUAAAGUUCAACAGAAAUCUUCAAUGAUGCGCCAAGACCCCAUGCACACCCAUAUGGGAGGUCAAGGUCAGGGUGGCCAGCCCCAGAUUCAGAUAAACCUUGGACAGCACGGUCCUCACUAUACUCGCAGUGUUGUGGUACAGCGGGGUCAGGGGCAAUACGACUACAUCAGACGCCCUAUGGACACUCAAGGGUCAACCCCAAGGUCAGACUCUCCAAUAUCCUUACGAGGCACAAACCAGUCACCCAUGUCAACCACAUCGACAAGUAAUUCAGAUAUUGCAGACAGACUCUCAGAUAAAAUCCCUGAUAAACCCCCACCCCCUUACCCUGGAAAACAGAUCAAGGCUCAUUUACCCCCUCAUGUGCAAAUAGUGACUCCGUUCGCUCAACAUCCCCCUCCAUCUCACCCUCAGUUGCAAAUUAAUUACCCGAUUCAUUUCGGUCAACAAGUUCAAGGACAAAGUCAGGAACAGCCACCUCUGCCACCAAGAGUGCCUAUACUACAUAGAAUUUCUCCAGAAUCCUCGGACACGCCUCCACCUGUGCCAACAAAAGGACCGUUAGUGAUGUCCCCCCCACCUCUCCCUCCCCAUUCCACAGGCAAACAGUCUAGGGGGAGCUCACAAAAAGUAAACGGUGCAAAUAAAAAUGAACAAAAUGAUGAAACAGAUGAAACAACGUCAACAGUUUCUGACGCAAGUAGUUGUAGUCACUCUGAAAAAACAAGGUGCACAUCUCCAAUGCCAGAACGAAAAGCUGAUGCACAAGAAAAGGAUUCUUUACGUGGUGAAACUCUAGUACGGAACUAUUCGCCGCAGGCAUUCAAAUUUUAUAUGGAGCAACAUAUUGAAAAUGUGUUAAAAUCUCAUAAGGAGCGGGAAAAAAGAUGUUUACAGUUAGAACGUGAAAUGUCAAAAGUUGGACUGUCCGAUGAAGCUCAGCACCAAAUGAGGCGCAUGCUUCACCAGAAAGAAUCCAACUACAUCCGAUUAAAAAGAGCAAAAAUGGACAAAUCUAUGUUUGAAAAACUCAGUUCAUUAGGUGUGGGAGCAUUUGGAGAGGUGGCACUUGUGCAAAAGAAAGAGGUCAAUCAAUUGUAUGCCAUGAAAAUGCUAAGGAAAAGUGAUGUUUUGAAGCGUAACCAGGUGGCUCAUGUGAAGGCUGAGCGUGAUAUAUUGGCGGAGGCAGACAAUGAAUGGGUAGUAAAACUCUACUACUCCUUCCAAGAUCGUGAUAACUUGUACUUUGUGAUGGACUACGUACCAGGCGGAGACCUCAUGGGUCUUCUUAUCAAAUUGGAAAUAUUCGAGGAACCUCUAGCUGUUUUCUAUAUUGCAGAAUUAGUGCUAGCAAUUGAAAGUGUGCAUAAGAUGGGGUUCAUUCACAGAGACAUCAAACCGGACAAUAUUUUAAUUGACAAAGAUGGACAUAUGAAACUGACUGACUUUGGAUUAUGUACUGGUUUUCGAUGGACACACAAUUCCAAGUACUACCAGCCACAAGGGCACCACCUUAGACAAGAUUCUAUGGACGUCAACUUUGCAUCUGAAGUAGAGUGUAAGUGUGGCCAAUCCCAACCCCUGAAGCCCCUUGAGCGGAGACGAAAACGUCACAACCACCGUUGUCUCGCACACUCUCUGGUCGGCACCCCCAACUACAUCGCUCCUGAGGUCCUUGCUGUCAGUGGUUCAGGGUACACAAAGUGCUGUGAUUGGUGGAGUGUCGGCGUGAUUUUGUACGAGAUGUUGGUGGGACAACCUCCCUUCUUCGCACCAACGCCACAGGAAACGCAAAUGAAGGUCAUCCAUUGGUCGGAGAAUCUAAAUAUUCCAAGGGAGGCAAAUCUAUCACGAGCGGCUGAAGAUCUAAUCCUGAAGCUGUGCUGUGACCAAGAAACACGUCUAGGUGCCAAAGGUGCAGCUGAGAUAAAGGAACAUCCAUUCUUCUACUCACUGAACUUUGAGGGGCUACGGAAACAGACAGCUCUGUUUAAACCCAAAAUUAGUCAUCCCACGGACACAUCGAACUUUGACCCCAUUGACCCUGAACGUGUUAGAGAAAGUGACCCAGAUGAAGAAAUAAAAAAACCUGACCAUCCUGUCAACGGAAAACAUCCUGAGCAUGCAUUUUUCGAGUUCACAUUCCGCAGGUUUUUUGAUGAUGGUGGACAUCCAUAUCCCAUGAAAAACUGGGAGCAUAGUACUGAGAAAGAAAGUGACAUUGCAAAGGAAUCGGAACCUGAGUCCUCCAAUGCUCCUGUCUACGUAUGACAUCACAUGCUGACUCGGCUACAAACCAGAUCACCCGAUCGGGAGUGUAGCCGAGUCUAAACACACAACAGAGGUCAUCAAAGAUAAAGAUGGUUUACACAAAAGCUGUUCUUAAUAGGUUAACGUCAGAAAUACGUCUCGCUUUAAGUUAUGAAAUCAUAUCUAUAUGCAAAUUCAUUUAAGAGAUAUAGUUUUAUGUUUCGAGUCAAAUUGCUUAGCAAUGGAAUGUGAGUGGAUUGUUGCGAGAUCAUACUUUUUAAGCUAACUCAUUUCACCACGUACCCUACACUUUUUAACACUUGCGACAUUUGCAGUGAUGACGGAUAACAAUUCUUUAUACUUCAACAACAGUGACUUGUUUGUCUCAAAAUCAGUCCAUUUUGGAAACUGGUUGAAGCUUAUUUAUUUAAUAGUACAACAACAGAAGGUUCAAACCCCAGCUGGCUACAAAAUGAAACAAAAUAUUUUUUCAAACUAACAUUUUGAGAUGACCAUAUUUUGUGACUCCAUCUUUAUUUGUGAGGGGCUCUUGGAGGGAAUGUUCUUUUUGGAAAAGAAACUCAACAAAAUUCUUUGAACAUGUACCAUAUUCAAAUUGUCAGCAGGAUUUAACUUUUUGUAAUAUUCUGAUAAAAAAAAGAAUUCAAUUUUAUUUCAACAUAGAUAAUUUUAUUAAGAUUAUGUUGACAUACCAAUUUCCCUCCUGGAGCCUCAAUCGAUGUUAGUGAUACUUGCAAGAUAAGGAUAUUUAUGUAUCUAUCCAUGACUAUUGGAUAUACAGAGACUGGUAUUUAAAUACUUUCUCUACAUACUUGUUCAGCUGAGAGAGAGAGUGAGAAUCGGACAGGGGAAAUACUGCUUUCUAUUCACAGAUAUAGAGAGAGAGAAGAAUGAAUUUUGUUAAGAUUUUUGUUUCAUUUUGGAUCAAAUCCAAAGAAAAGAUAUUAUUUUGUACCAAUUGAAAUAAUGUUAAUAAUGUUUAUCAAAACAGUCUUUCAUCAUUGUACAAAUCACGUAAAUUUGACAACACGUUUGUGGAUGUCUGUCAAAGCUAUGCAUUUCUUGAGCGAGAUGAUUGAUCUUAGUCUAGAUACUGAAACACGUCAAACAAAGGAUCUCCUGGUGUCUUAUAGUGGAAACAGUGACUCAUAAACACCAUAGGACCAAUGUCCUAAAGUGGAGCAAUCAACACACCAUAAGACCUGUUGGUGUCCUAAAGUGGAUAAAUUAACCUGCCAUAGGACCUAUUAGUGUCCUAAAGUGGAUAAAUUAACCUGCCAUAGGACCUGUUGGGUGUCCUAAAGUGGAUAAAUUAACCUGCCAUAGGACCUGUUGGUGUCCUAAAGUGGAUAUAUUAACAUGCCAUAGGACCUGUUGGUGUCCUAAAGUGGAUAAAUUAACAUGCCAUAGGACCUGUUGGUGUUCCAAAAUUGGCUAGAUUGUCAUCUAAGUAAAUGUGUAUUGUGACGAUUAUUGAUCCGUCACAUUCAGAACUGUAUGGAAAAAAAAGAAAGAUGAUCAGACUUUAUGAAGUAAAUUUUAAUGAUAUUCUAAAGAAUAUAUUUCAAAACUUUCAUUGGCAAUUAUUUUUGUUGUGAAUGACGCCUGAAGUGAUGGCCACCAACUUGGUGUAUAGCAUUCCUCCACACACUUACUGUGCAAUAGAAACAAGUGCUCUUAAUAUUGGUUCAGGUGAUUUAUCAUAGUUUGAAUACAAGAUAAAAUAUUUAUAUGCAAAUGUGUAUAUAUUUUUCUGGUGAAUAAUAAAUGUUUGAAUUGAGCAUAAUGAUAAAACAACCUUUAAUGGGAAAGGCUGUAUGUGUAAUUUUCAAAUGAAAAUUGAUUGAAAUCGCACCUAUAGAUUAUCGGGGAAUUUCUAUGGUUAGUACAUGGACCCUGCUCCCACCCGAGACUAGUGGGUGUGUUCUGUGAGAUUUACCUGUGUGAUUUACCUGUGUUGUGGGUAGAUACUAUCUUGUCUAUAGGACUACACAUUUACACAUUAAGUAAUCGAGCACACACUUAUUGUCACGUAUUUCCACAUAUCAAUUAUUUGAAAAAAACUUCUAGUAAGGAAGUUUUAUUUGUCACGGCUCUCUAGGAAUCGGUUAAUCAGAAUUUUAUGUCAUUAAUGAAAAAUUUGUAAAAGAUUCUGUAGCACCACAGUUAGAUUGUAAAAUUCCUCUACUUACACACCCACAUGUCCUGUCUGGGAGUACAGGUCAGAAAAUUGAAAAUCCGGACAAAGACUAAUGGCUAUUGGAAUGUACCGUUGACUUAGUAUCCACUGGUGACUAUUGGAAUGUACCGUUGACUUAGUAUCCACUGGUGACUAUUGGAAUGUACCAUUGACAUAUAGCAGUCACAAUUCAGUAUGGAAGGUGAUGCCUUGACUUAAGCUUUUCCCAACGUCUGUUUGAUGAGAAUUUUACCAAGGGCUCCUUUAAAUUUGUUUAUUCAGUGUUGGGAAGUGACAGCUGUACACGUGUACACACCAUGGAUCCACAGGGUCAAUAAUGGGGUCAAAAAGAUUUGACAAGGAAAAAAAAAAAAGAAGAAAACUUACCAUAUUAUGACAUCUCAAUAAGUAUGUGUAUUUCUCUAAUGUUACUAAUACAUUUUGGUAAAGAAGGGAAAUUGAUCUUGUGACCUAACAAGACCAACAAUAAUAUUUCAUGUCUCUCCUUCAACGUUAUAAUUGCAAUGUUGAUUAACGUUCUAAAUUUACAGCAGUUUUUUUUGUAUGUUUUUGUUCCCUCCAUUGUUUUUGGCCUGGCCAUCCCCAACUGCCCGGUUGUUAGUGCUAUAGAGCUUAUAAUCCAUACACUUAAUCAACAGUCCAACAAAUGUGCAAGAGCGCUAGCCAAUUUGAAUUUUUGCAGGGUAUAUCAUAAUUUAUAACGGAGAAAAGAUUUGGAAUGGUAUCGCCUAAAAGUGCUUUUAAUAAGAUGCAGCAAUGCACUUGUUUAUUUCUGUGUUAAAAUAUCUAGUUUUACCAGUUGAUUAAUAGUUUUACCUGUUGAUUAACAGUUGUGUCUUGUUGUCAAGGUAACUUUACCUGUAUCCAUUUUAGUGUCUGUGGAUGUUAUAAACCAGUUAUAUUCUUUUACCUGUUAAUGUUUCUGUUCCAGCUAAUGCUUCUGUCCUCUAUGUUCUGUUUGUAAAUAUUUAUAUAUAUAUAUAGAAGUACAUUUACCUAUAUGUAUAAUAGUUAUGUAUAAAAACAAGAAAUAAAAAAGGGCUUGAGCUUGCAGCUUGUAUGCCUAGAUUUCCCAUGGUGCAUCCUUUGUACAGUGUAAAGAAUUCCUCUAAGCGUGUCGAGCUGUGAUGCAGAUGCAGGUGUGCGGUGCAGGUGUGCUGACAGUGGAUGCUCAUAUGUGGUGUGUGUGUGCGAACUGCGAAUGUUUGUUGAUUUGUGAUGAUGUAUAAAUGUUCAGACAUAAAAGUUGAAGUGAAUCUGAGAAAGUCAGUUGACACAAAUUUUAAAAUGGUCAGUAUACACGUGUCUGAUGAAUUUGUGAUUGUGUGUGUACACUUGUGUCUGGUGAAUUUGUGUUAAUUUACAUGUGUCUGGUAGAUUUGUGUACAGUCAGUAUACUGUGUGUCAGGUAGGUGUGUGGUUGGAGCAUCUUGGGGGGGGGGGGGGGGUCUGUUAUUGUGAUUGUGCACACAGCAUACAUGUAAACAGUAGUGUGCUCUCCCUGCCUUGCCUACAAUGGUAGUAGAUGUAUCUGGCCACUCGCAACAGGGGUAACAACUGCCAGGGCUAAAACCAAGUAAUUAAUAAUACUGGGAAUAUGUAUGAUAAAACUGGCAAUAUUCUCAAAAUAAAAGAUGUCAACAUAAA
Mizuhopecten yessoensis (Yesso scallop) is the source of this 8277-nucleotide messenger RNA. RefSeq names its product serine/threonine-protein kinase LATS2-like. Gene Ontology annotation, biological process: positive regulation of apoptotic process; regulation of organ growth; hippo signaling. Lineage: Eukaryota; Metazoa; Mollusca; Bivalvia; Pectinida; Pectinidae. The transcript is spliced from 7 exons. Gene Ontology annotation, molecular function: protein serine/threonine kinase activity; ATP binding. The coding region runs from base 453 to 4430 and encodes 1325 amino acids. The record is from RefSeq and is a predicted model, not a curated record.